This is a messenger RNA of Pedinophyceae sp. YPF-701, 753 nucleotides long. Lineage: Eukaryota; Viridiplantae; Chlorophyta; Pedinophyceae. The record is from the annotation of a GenBank genome assembly.
AUGAGCUUCAAGCAUCCGUCAGAGAGCAGGCUGGACCCCUCGGUAAUGCCUGUAGCAGGUCUUCCGAGCUCGCAGGCCGCCAAAUCCACCUUCCGCGGCGCCCCGAUCGUCAACGACUGCGUGUACACCAACGGCGGCGCGCGCGAGCACGUCACGCUGCUCCCGAGCAUCCGCCGCAUGUCCGGCGACGCGCGCUCGCUGCCCUCGACCCUCCGCCGCAACGACAUCUCCGGCGCCGUCCCGCGCGUCACGAUCCCGCUUCGCACCGGCCGCUUCACCAGCCCACUCGACCCUGACUACGUCCUGCCGUCGCCGGGGGCGUUCGUGCCGGUGCCGGGGCGGUUCAGGCAGGUCCGUCCGAGCGCGACGAUCACGCGGCGGGACAUCUUCGGCGCCGCGCCGCAGCCGCGGACGAACGUGCGGUCGCCGACUGCGGCGCAGCAGGUGGAGGCGCUGGCCACGGCGGUGCGGGCGCCGCGGACAAGGGCGCCGGCGAAGCACCCGAUGUGGAGCCUGAACACCAAGGACAUCACGGGGGCGCAGCCGCGGACGUACUGGUCGCCGCUUGACCCGCGCUCGCAUUACAAGCGAUCGGAGAUGCUGGACCGGUCGCUGAAGGCGGAGGACAUCUGCGGCCCCCCAAAAGCGCUCCUGGCGCACGGCACCAAGAACGUCGCCGGAACAAUGCCCGGUGCCAAGCGCAUUACCGUCAUCAACCGGCCGCUCAACUUCAUCGAAGCGUUCGCGCUCUGA